This is a messenger RNA of Octopus sinensis (East Asian common octopus), 627 nucleotides long. RefSeq lists its product as uncharacterized. The transcript has a single exon. NCBI's taxonomy places the organism in Eukaryota, Metazoa, Mollusca, Cephalopoda, Octopoda, Octopodidae. Bases 1 to 627 code for a protein of 208 amino acids. The record is from RefSeq and is a predicted model, not a curated record.
AUGAAGAACAGUUUCUUACACUCAAUCCAAUAUGAUUCCAUUGAUGAUUUGGUGGAUGAAAUCUUUCCUAAUCUUUUUCAUAAUUACAACAAUACAAAUUGGAUCUGUGAGCGAGCUAUCUUGACUCCAAAAAAUGUUGCUGUACAUAGCUUUGAUAACUCAAUUGACAAUGUUGUUGAUGAUCAGGAUAUUGUUAACUACCCCAUUGAAUUUUUGAACUCACUAGAACUACCAGGUACAGUUCCUCAUUGUCUUCACUUGAGAAAAGAGAUUCCUAUUAUGUUAUUGCAUAAUUUGUCUCAACCAAAAUUAUACAAUGGUACAAAAUUAAAUGUGCACAAACUUAUGAUGAACUGCAUUGAGGCAAAUAUUCUCACUGGUUGUGGUAAAGGUGACACUGUCUUCAUUCCUCACAUACCGGUUAUACCAUCUAAUGUCCCAUUCCAAUUUAAGCGGUUACAGUUUCCUAUCUCACUUUCUUAUGUCAUGAGCAUUAAUAAAAGUCAGGGCCAAAUACUAAAAGUUGCUGGAUCGCAACUUGAAGAGCCAUGCUUUUCACAUGGCCAACUUAUGGAGGAGCAUCAUGUGUGGGAUGAAAGACAAAACUUUUUGCCUAUUCACUUUUAA